CUAGUCUAAAAUAAAAUUCAUAAAGCCCUACUCUUGGUUUCGCCUUCAGUCGCUUAACCGCUUUCCACCGUCCUUCAUCCUAAACCUUCCUCCUUCAAAACCCUUACACCCAGCCGCAGCCGCAGCCGCAGCUGUCACUCGCCAGGCCCAGACUCCCUGGAGGCAACUCCACCUGCCGUCCGGCGUCAACCCAAUCUGCCGCAAGCCGCAGGCCGCAGGCCGCAGCCAGCCCCAGCCACCAAACCAUAAUGAAGGUUAAAGUGAUUUCACGUUCUACAGACGAAUUUACUCGUGAACGAAGUCAAGAUUUACAGAGGGUAUUUCGCAAUUAUGAUCCGAGUCUUAGAUCUCAGGAGAAGGCUGUAGAGUAUGUACGAGCUGUUAAUGCGGCUAAAUUAGAUAAGAUUUUUGCAAGACCAUUUAUUGGGGCAAUGGAUGGGCAUAUUGAUGCUGUUUCGUGUAUGGCCAAGAAUCCCAACUAUUUAAAAGGCAUAUUUUCUGGUUCCAUGGAUGGAGAUAUACGUCUUUGGGAUUUAGCAUCGAGGCGAACUGUUUCACGUUUUCUUGGUCACCAAGGUGCUGUAAAGGGCUUGGCAGUAUCAACGGAUGGAUGUGUUCUUGUUUCAUGUGGACUCGAUUGCACUGUCAGGCUGUGGAAUGUUCCAGCUUCUACCGUUGUGGAGUCGGAUGCAUCAUCUUAUGGGUCUAUAACGCCUUUUGCAGUUUACACUGGACAAAAUGCAUUCAAAGCUGUUGAUCACCAGUGGGGUGGGAAUCUUUUUGCUACUGCUGGUGCACGAUUAGAUGUAUGGGAUCAUAACAGGUCGCAGCCGGUGAACAGCUUUGAGUGGGGAGUUGACACUGUUGUAUCUGUUCGUUUCAACCCUGGAGAACCAAGUCUUUUGGUAACGUCAGGCAGUGAUCGAAGCAUCGCAAUCUAUGAUCUUCGUUUGUCUACUCCAGCAAGGAAGAUUGUCAUGCAGACCAAAACUAAUUCUAUUUGUUGGAAUCCUAUGGAACCAUUGAACUUCACUGCGGCAAAUGAGGACUGCAACUGCUAUAGUUAUGAUGCUAGAAAGUUGACUGAAGCUAAGUGUGUUCAUCAAGAUCACGUCUCUGCAGUGAUGGACAUUGAUUACUCUCCCACAGGGCGAGAAUUUGUCACAGGAUCUUAUGAUAGAACAGUAAGAAUAUUCCCCUAUAAUGGUGGCCACAGUAGGGAAAUUUAUCAUACAAAGAGGAUGCAAAGAGUAUUUUGCGUAAAGUUCACUUGUGAUGCAUCAUAUAUUGUAUCUGGAAGCGAUGACACGAACUUGCGACUAUGGAAAGCAAAAGCAUCUGAUCAAUUAGGAGUUCUUCAUCCAAGGGAGCAAAAGAAGCAUGAUUAUAAUGACGCUUUGAAGAAACGUUACAAGUACCUUCCAGAAGUAAAACGUAUAUUGAGGCACAGACACUUGCCUCGCCUAGUGUACAAGGCAAAGAAUUUGAGACGUACGAUGACAGAAGCUGAGAAGAGGAAGGAGGACAGAAGAAGAGCUCACAGCGGCCCGUCCAGUGUGCAAAAGGAGCCUCUGCGAAAGAGGAGAGUCAUUAAAGAGAUUGAGUGAACCGCUUCAGCUUCAACUUGCUAAUUUUGGAUCUAGCGCCUGCAAAGCUCAGUGACAAGAGAUCGAGGAGUCUUCAAUUUCGCAGGAGUAUAAUAGAAACAUGAUAAUUUGGAUUCGGAAGCUGUAGCUUUCUGAGUUUCUGUAAACUAAGCUUUGUAUUUAACUGUUGGCGCAAUUUUGACUAAACCUGAUCAUUUUCUGUUAAGGAGCUUGUAAUUUGUUUUGUUCAUUUGUACUUCAUCAAGCUCAUUCAUUUGGAUUUAUAACUGUA
Amaranthus tricolor (Joseph's coat) is the source of this 1878-nucleotide messenger RNA. RefSeq lists its product as uncharacterized. The record is from RefSeq and is a predicted model, not a curated record. Gene Ontology annotation, molecular function: protein binding. Gene Ontology annotation, biological process: maturation of SSU-rRNA from tricistronic rRNA transcript (SSU-rRNA, 5.8S rRNA, LSU-rRNA). Bases 249 to 1607 code for a protein of 452 amino acids. NCBI's taxonomy places the organism in Eukaryota, Viridiplantae, Streptophyta, Magnoliopsida, Caryophyllales, Amaranthaceae. The transcript is spliced from 18 exons. Gene Ontology annotation, cellular component: nucleolus; small-subunit processome.